AUGUCCGUAGGCUUGUCCGAAAUUCCUGUCCCUACUGUUUCACCAAUUCCGGAAUUCCCGAUCUCAUGCUGGUCCGGUGUAUAUGUGAACGGAACUGCCAUCAGCAAUGCUGGCUACCAGUCCUGCAACGGAGAAUGCGCUUACAUCUCACUUACCACAAGUAUGACAGGUGUCACUUACAAUGCCGAAAUCUACACUUGCGAUCCCACUUCUGUGUGCAGUUCAAUGGGAACGAUCAACAACUGCUUGACCUUGGAGCCCGGAGUACAGGCUUGCUGCUGUAACUCGGACGCAUGUCUUACUCCUAAGAGGAAACCAGGAAAUCCUCUCACUUGCUAUGUUGGUAUGUAUGCAGUGAAAGCCGGUAUCAAUACUGGAGGAGAGGUAUGGUGCAAUGGUCAAUGCUCAUCCCUGCGUACCACGGUAAAUAAUGAUGAUGUCACCACCUUCCAAUGUAUCCCAACGACUGCGUGCAAGUAUCUGGGUCUUAACAACGGCUGCGGUACUCUUACCGGAGAUCGCGACGUCACAGCUUGUUGCUGUGAUUAUGCGAACGGUUGUAACCUCGCCAUGAACAAUAGAACCGAUAUCACCGUUCCGACUCCUUCACCACUUCCUGAAUUCCCAAUCUCUUGCUGGUCAGGAGUAUAUGUGAAUGGCACUCCAAUCACCAAUAUCGGAUUCCAAACUUGCUAUGGAGAAUGCGCAUCCGUUGCUUUGACCACCGGUAUGGGUACUGUCACCUACAAAGCUGAAAUCUACACUUGUGAUCCAACCUCCGUCUGCAACUCAAUGGGAAUGAGCAACAACUGCUUGACACUUGAGCCAGGAGUGCAAGGCUGCUGCUGUAAUACCGAUGCAUGCCUUACUCCAAGGAGGAAACCCGGAAAUGUGCUCUGGUGUUAUGUUGGUCUCUACGCGAAGAGGGCAAAUGUUAACGUCGGAGGAGAGGUUGCCUGUGAUGGCCAGUGCUCUUCAUUGAGUGGAAUUGUGAAUGGUGACAUGGUAACCACAUUCCAAUGCGUACCUAAAUCAGUCUGCAGGUCUUUGGCUUUGGACAACCAUUGCGCUUCACUUCCGGGAGAUCGUGCAGUGAAAGGAUGUUGUUGCGAUUUUGGUAACAGCUGUAACGUCAACCAAACAGGAAUUCCCGAUAUCAACAUUCCAUCGCCCGCACCCAGCACUGAGUUCCCAAUCUCUUGCUGGAGCGGAAUCUACGUCAAUGGAAAUGCAAUCACCAACGCUGGAUUCCAAUCCUGUUUUGGAGAAUGCGCUAGUGUCACGCUCCAAACUUGGGUAAACGGUACCCAGACUAAUGCAACUAUUUAUACAUGUGAUCCCACCUCUGUCUGCAAGAGCCUCAACAUGAGUAACAAUUGCGCCACCGUAGAGCCAGGACUAUCUGGGUGUUGCUGUAACGAUGAUGCGUGCCUCACUCCAACUAGGGUUUGUAAAACAGUUCGGGGAUUUUUUGAAAUCAUUUUUGGGAUAGACUGCAGCUAUUCCAAACAAGCAUGUACUACAUGCAGCGCAAUAAUCUAUGUUUCAGAAUAAAA
Cylicostephanus goldi is the source of this 1556-nucleotide messenger RNA. The record is from the annotation of a GenBank genome assembly. NCBI's taxonomy places the organism in Eukaryota, Metazoa, Nematoda, Chromadorea, Rhabditida, Strongylidae.